GAGUAAUGAAAGGAGAGGUUUCUUCUACUUAUAGUUCCGAAAUUUGUGCCAUUUGUUGGGAUUUUCCUGCACAAGUAGAGCUUAAACCAUGUUGCCAUAAAGUCAUAUGUAGAAAAUGUAUAUGCCUUUUGGAUGACAAAAAAUGCCCAAUAUGUAGAGUAGAAAUCUUAGAAGUUCAUAUUCGACUUCAUGAUAGUGCUCUUAGCACAGAGUGGUUUGACGAGAAACUCAACAGUAUGUACAAACACGAUUGCAAUUCUAUGUAUGCAGAAGAUCUAAAGGAGCCUGAAAACCUCCAACUGCUUUCUUCUGAUGAUGCUCAGAUAACUUUUCAAAAACGAAGUGACUCACUAUACUCAACAGAGGCUUGCAUUUUCUCAUUGGAUUCUAUAAUAAAGAGCAGAAGAGCAAAUGAAGAGCUAGUCAAACGGCAAGUAUACCAAAUAGUCUUGACGGGCUCCGAAGGUUUGGAUACGCAGUCUCUGGUUUCUGAACUAAAGAAGCUCUUUCCAAUCAAGCAUAAUUUGAAGAUGCUUCAACAUUCAUCUUCAAGUUUGUACGAUAACUUGCAGGCAAACGUUAAUAAAGGGAACAUCUACGCAUUACAAGGCAAAGGUUCUUUUACGGAAAUGAAGUUCGAAUAUUUAGUGGACACUCGGCAGUCUUUAGAAUUCUAUCUUCCAAACAUGCAAGUUGGUUCGUUUCCUGUAAACCUUCGGCAAUUAUCCAUAUGGGAACUUCUUUGUGUUCUUCGUUCCAAAACGGGAGGUGGUUUCGAUAUCAUGGUGUUAUGCUGUAACGCAAUGCAUCAAAGGUCAUUUGAAGAAUUGCUGAGUUUGGAUGAGCUACUCCGGAAUCGUUAUGCUCCAGGAAAAGGAAGGAUAUGGGUAGUAUUGAAUCCUCAGGAAAUGCAGGAUUCUAAUGGCAAAAAUUCAUUAUCCUUUGACGCAAUAGAAAAAGCAUUUUAUCUUAUUCCUAUGAAUCAGCGGCCAGUUGAUUUGCUCUUCAUGCAAACAAAAUCCUUGUGCAACUUUUGGCACAAAGAACUGAUGCAUAGAAUUUUGAUUCAUGCGAAAAGCUAUCGAAAACUAACACCACUAGAAUCAAAAGCCAACGUUGAGAAACAUAAAGCUUGUUGUUACAUGUAAUUCUUGAGACGCGAUACCUUUUGCUGUGAAUUGAUAUAUAAAGGGUUAUUUGGUUUU
This is a messenger RNA of Galdieria sulphuraria, 1205 nucleotides long. RefSeq names its product metal ion binding protein. The coding region runs from base 6 to 1148 and encodes 380 amino acids. The record is from RefSeq and is a predicted model, not a curated record. The transcript has a single exon. NCBI's taxonomy places the organism in Eukaryota, Rhodophyta, Bangiophyceae, Galdieriales, Galdieriaceae.